UUGAGUGGUGGGGGCCGGCAGAAGAACUGCCCGAGCGAGGAGCGGCUCUUGGGGUCGGGCCGCACGGUUGUAGCGCCCGCUUUGGGGCCCCCGAGAGGCUGCUGGGCCGGGAUAGCGGCCAGCGGCCACGGGGGGGAAGGGGGUGGGUGGGCUGAGAGCAGCUUGGCGGCGAAGCUGGCCCGCCACCCCUUCCCCCCACCUCCGUCGACCUUGUAGGCAGAAGCUUCCCGGCGCUCCUCACGCCGGCGCGAUGGCUACUGCUGCGGAGGCGGAGGCCUCUCCGCCGACGGACGCGAACUGGGAAAGUGGCGGCGGCGGCGGAGACGACGAGCUGAAGCAGGCGCUUCCGGAGCUUGAGUCCUCCCCACAAAAUGGCGGCGGCCUCAGCGUCGCGGAGCCCGGCGGCGGCGCCGGGCCUGAGGAGACCGCGGCUGCCGAGGCCGCCCCGAGCCUCUGCCACGAGCAGCCUCAGGACUCCUGUGAGGCGGGCGCGGCCGCUCUGCCCAAAGGCCCCGAAGAGCCCGAAAGACCCGUUAGGAGGAGUUUUCAGAUCCCCAGGAAGAGCAGAGAAAAGAAAGCACUUUUUCAGCCAUUAACUCCAGGCUCUCGGGAAUUUGAAGAUGUUUUAAAUAUUCUCCACUCAUCUUACCUUGAACCAACUUCAGUAACAAAUUUUAACUACAGACGUGCUUGCUUGAUACAUAAUGAGCUUUUGGAAAAGGAGUUUACAGAAAAGCGAAGAGAACUGAAGUUUGAUGGUCGUUUAGAUAAAGAACUUUCAGAAUCCUAUGCAUUUCUGAUGGUUGAUCGGUAUCAGGUUCAGAGCAUAUGUGAAAAAGGAUUACAGGUGGGCCAGUCCAAAAUAACAAUUCUUGGCAGUCCUUCCAUGGGUGUCUAUCUUUCUAGGUAUGCUGAUUUAUUACAAGCUAAUCCUUUGGAAGCUGGGGCAGUGGGCGAUGUUGUUAUUUUUAAAAUAAUGAAGGGUAAAAUAAAGAGUAUAUAUGACCCGAUGGGUGUAAAAAGUUUGGAAUCUAUAUUAAAUAAAAGUGCUUUGGACCCAACACCAAAGCAUGAAUGUCAUGUGUCGAAGAAUGCCAAUAGAAUUACAUCACUUUUGGCUUAUAGAGCUUAUGAGCUUACUCAGUAUUAUUUUUAUGAGUAUGGCUUUGAUGAGCUAAGGCGAAGACCGAGACACGUGUGUCCAUAUGCAGUUGUGUCUUUUACUUAUAAAGAUGAUAUACAAACUCCGAAGUUCGUACCUUCAUCAAGAUCUAACAGCUUUAAUGCAGAUAGAAACUCAGAUAAAUUUAACUACACGUUGUGGAAAGGACAGCUUUUAAAUAAAGGAAAGCUUUUGUGUUAUAUUUCUCUGAGGUCAGCCACUCGUGCUUUUUUGCCUAUCAAGCUUCCUGAGAAGUUAGAUGUUGAAACAGUUAUGAGUAUUGAUCAUCUGAAACAGAAAAUCCCUCCAGCGCUGUUUUAUAAGGAAACUUACUUAGGUCCAUAUGAAGUUUUGAAGAAUGGAAUGUAUUGCAGCCUCUAUGAAGUUGUAGAAAAGACAAGAAUUGGAAGUAACAUGGAAAAUUUGCUGCAAAAACUAGAGAAAGAAAAACUUGUUCUUGUUAAACCUUUGGGAGACCGAGGAUACCUUUUUCUUCUCUCUCCUUGUCAAAUGGUUUCUCCAUAUGAACAUCAUACUGCUAAGUCUCGAGUCUUACAUGCUUUGUUUCUAUUUCAAGAACCUAGAGGCAUAGUUACUUCACAGAAAGGUUCAACCAGUGCAGCACCACAGGAGAGACGUGAGAGCAUACCAGAUGUAUUAAAAAUAACUCAAUUUUUACAGUUUGCUUUGAUUCAGUGUCGAAAGGAAUUCAAAAAUAUAAAUACUAUAAAUUUUCAUUCUGUUGUUGAAAAGUAUGUAAGUGAAUUUUUUAAGCGAGGUUUUGGUUCAGGUAAACGAGAGUUUAUCAUGUUUCCAUAUGAUUCACGAUUAGAUGAUAAAAAAUUUUUAUAUUCAGCUCCAAGAAAUAAAUCCCAUAUUGAUAAUUGUUUGCAUACCUAUAUUUUUCGGCCUGAAAUGUAUCAGUUACCUAUUUAUAAAUUAAAAGAGCUAUUUGAAGAAAAUAGAAAACUUCAACAGUUUAGUCCACUUUCAGAUUAUGAAGGCCAAGAAGAAGAAAUGAAUGGUACAAAAAUGAAAUUCGGAAAACGAACUAACUCAAGGGGUGAAACUAUUACACCUGGAAAGCAGAAGUCAUCUCACUCUUCGGAUUAUGAUAAGGAUAGAGUCAAAGAAUUGAUUAAUUUAAUUCAGUGUAGGAAAAAAAAUGUGGGUGGGGACUCAGACAAAGAAGAUAUGAGAAGCAAAACUGUCUUGAAGAGGAAACUUGAGGAUCUACCUGAAAAUAUGAGAAAGCUCGCCAAAACCAGUAAUUUAUCUGAAAAUUGCCAUCUGUAUGAAGAGUCUCCACAGCCUGUUGGCUCACUUGGGCAUGAUGCUGACUUGAGACGGCAGCAGCAGGAUACCUCUAACUCUAGCAUUGCUGACAUCCAUAGGUUGUUUAAUUGGCUAUCAGAAACACUAGCAAAUGCACGUCAUUCUGAUGCAUCCCUGACAGACACAGUCAACAAGGCCUUAGGAUUGAGCUCUGAUGGUGCCUAUGAAGAGAUGAGGCAAAAGCAUGAAUAUGAGUUGAACUCUACCCUGGAUAAGAAAGAAUAUGAGCAGCCUACUGGUGUAAAAAUGGAAAGUGCACAUUUUAAGGAUACUCAGAGCCCACUGCUAGAAGUUGAUACAUCAUCUUUAAAGUAUCCUCUUGCUGUUUCUACCAGUGAAGUAGGUACUGACCAUAAACUACAUUUGAAAGAAGAUCCAAAUUUAAUUAGCAUGAGUAAUUUUGAAGAUUGCAGUUUGUGUCCCACUGUUCCCAUUGAACGUGGAUUCCGUAGACAAUCUAAGUCAAAUAAUGUUGAAGAGACUGAAAUACAUUGGAAACUGAUUCCAAUUACAGGAGGGAAUGCAAGAAGCCCAGAAGACCAGCUGGGGAAACAUGGUGAGAAACAAACACCAGACACACUAAAGGGCACCACUGAGGAUGACGUGUUGACAGGUCAGGUGGUGACAGUGGAGGAGCAGUGUGUGCCAGCAGCAGAACCGCCUGCAAUGAGUGAAACCACAGAAAGGACAGUGUUAGGAGAGUACAGCCUCUUUUCUAGGAAGAUAGAAGAGAUUCUGAAGCAGAAGAAUGUUUCAUAUGUCAGCAGAAUUUCCACACCUACCUUUUCAACACAAGAGAAGAUGAAACGGCUUUCUGAGUUCAUAUAUUCUAAGACUUCCAAAGCUGCUGUACAGGAGUUUGUAGAUGGCUUGCAUGAGAAACUAAAUACUGUUAUCAAAGCAUCAGCCAAGGGUGGGAAUUUGCCAGCAGUCAGUCCUAAUGAUUCUAGUACUAAGAUAGCAUUGAGCCCUCUGGGAAGGCAUGUCAUACCAGUUUCCUCAAGCGACUUCAACAAUAAACACCUCCUUGAGCCACUUGGUAGUGAUCCUCUGAAAGACACCAACUCUAAUGAGCAGCCUUCCUCUUCGGCUUCGGGUUUAACUGAAGCAGAAGUGAACCAGCCACACCAUGCCACAGAGCCAGUGAUGACUUCUGAUCAUACUGCCCGGGAACCAGUAGAAAAAGAAACAAAAUCGCCCAGUGAUGUAAACAUUUCUGCCCAACCAGCUCUUUCAAACUUUAUAAGCCAGUUAGAACCUGAAGUAUUUAACAGUUUGGUUAAAAUCAUGAAAGAUGUCCAGAAAAAUACUGUGAAAUUUUAUAUUCAUGAAGAAGAGGAGAGUGUGCUCUGUAAAGAAAUAAAGGAAUAUCUUAUCAAAUUAGGCAAUACAGAGUGUCAUCCAGAACAGUUUUUGGAAAGAAGAUCAAAAUUAGAUAAACUAUUGAUUAUUAUUCAAAAUGAAGACAUUGCAGGUUUCAUUCACAAGGUACCUGGCUUGGUGACUUUAAAGAAGCUUCCUUGUGUUAGUUUUGCUGGUGUUGAUAGUUUGGAUGAUGUUAAAAAUCAUACAUACAAUGAGUUAUUUGUAUCUGGAGGUUUUAUCGUUUCUGAUGAAUCCAUUCUAAAUCCAGAAGUAAUCACAAUUGAGAACCUUAAAAAUUUUUUGACAUUCCUCGAAGAACUUAGUACUCCAGAAGGAAAAUGGCAAUGGAAAGUCCACUGUAAAUUUCAGAAAAAACUAAAGGAACUGGGCAGAUUGAAUGCUAAAGCUCUGAGUCUCUUGACCCUUCUGAAUGUCUAUCAGAAGAAACAUCUGGUUGAAAUUUUGUCAUACCACAACUGUGAUUCACAAACUCGAAAUGCUCCAGAAUUGGAUUGCCUUAUCAGACUUCAGGCUCAAAACAUACAGCAACGACACAUAGUCUUUUUAACAGAAAAGAGUAUCAAGAUGCUUUCCAGUUAUACCGAUAAUGGAAUAGUGGUUGCGACUGCUGAAGACUUUAUGCAAAACUUUAAAAAUCUUGUGGGCUAUCACAACUCAAUCACAGAAGAAAACCUUCCUUUGCUUGGUGCUAAUGAGAAUCUUGAGUCACAGUCAGAUGCUGUUUUGACAUUAACCCCUUUGGAGCUGGGAGUUGGGAUUUCCCAACAUUAAACGUGAACACAUUUCGCAGAAGCUUUUAGCAUCGGAUUAUCUGGACAUUCACACCUAGUGUGAGUGUUGUGACUAAGUGAACUUGUGGCAGAAGACCAAGCUUUAAGGGAUUGUGGACUUGCAGACCCUGACGCAUUAUAUUGUGUGAGUAGUGUAUAAUUUUAAAACUUAAACAAAUUGUGUAUUUCAAUAGAGGAGGACUUUUUGUUUUUUAAAUGUAGCUCUUUUAGAAAACGAUGAAAAGGACGAAGAGGAUAUGUCUCUGGAUUCAGGGGAUGAAAUCUCAAAAAUAGAAGUAUGCAGCAAUUUUCAUUCAGAAAUGUUGGAGAAAGAGACCAAAGGAUCACGUGGAACAGAUCAAAAAAAGAAUAUUCAAAUUGAGUUGCAAUCGUCUCUUGACUUGCAAAAAAGUUUAUUAGAAGAGAAGACUUAUGAAAUUGAUUCUGAAGAGAGAGCUUCUAUUGAUAUAGUAUGCUCUGAAGGAGAGAACAGUAAUUCAGCUGAACAGGAUUCAUAUAGCAACUUUCAGGUUUAUCACAGUCAAUUAAAUAUGUCCCAUCAGUUUAGUCAUUUUAAUGUUCUCACUCAUCAGACAUUUUUGGGGACACCAUAUGCCCUUUCAUCAAGUCAGUCUGAAGAAAGUGAAAAUUACUUUUUAUCUGCUUAUACUCAAAACUUGGAUAGAGAGAAAUCUCCAUUAAGUUGGUGGAAAAGUGAUACUUCCAGGCCGUUUUCAAAAGAGAAAUAAUUACAGUAACUUUUUUUUUUUUAAGUAGGUUGUUAUGGACUUUUUCUGUUUCUUAAAAGUGAAUUCACAAUUUAUAUUUCAUUCUCUAAACAAAAGGUUUCUUUUCCUUUCGCAAAUGUUUUUUUCCUCUUAUUUAAAUCAUGAUGGCCUGUAACAGUUGAAGCAUCUGAAAAUUGAAAUAAAUAUAUAUUUUUAACAUAUUGUACUUGAAUUAUCUCAUAUUGGCACUUUUAAGUUUUACACUUAUGUCAUCUGUACUUUGGCUUCAAAUUGAAGCCUGUUUUAUAUGUAAAACUAGAUAGUUGCAAAAGGAUAGUGAACAAUGGCUUUACAUUUUUUCCCCUCCUCUAAUGUCAAUGAUCCCAGCUACUUUUGCUGAAAUGAUAUAUCAACUGAUGCAUUUGCUACUUUUGCUGAAAUAUCAACUAAUGCAUUUAUUUUAAGCUUUUUGUAUAGUGCUUUUACACAGGUAUAAGCCAGUGAUGUUAAUAUUUACACGAUUUUGGCUCAAUACCUCAAGAUUUAUUGAACAAAGCCAUUUCAUUUAGAUGAUAAAACUAUGUACCAUAUAGGA
This is a messenger RNA of Aethalodelphis obliquidens (Pacific white-sided dolphin), 5976 nucleotides long. RefSeq names its product transcription activation suppressor (gene TASOR). Bases 251 to 4654 code for a protein of 1467 amino acids. Gene Ontology annotation, molecular function: chromatin binding. The record is from RefSeq and is a predicted model, not a curated record. Gene Ontology annotation, biological process: negative regulation of gene expression, epigenetic; protein localization to heterochromatin. Gene Ontology annotation, cellular component: nucleoplasm; heterochromatin. The transcript has 24 exons. Lineage: Eukaryota; Metazoa; Chordata; Mammalia; Artiodactyla; Delphinidae.